Xyrauchen texanus (razorback sucker) is the source of this 3749-nucleotide messenger RNA. Its product is annotated as melanin-concentrating hormone receptor 2-like. Gene Ontology annotation, molecular function: neuropeptide binding; G protein-coupled receptor activity. Bases 280 to 1320 code for a protein of 346 amino acids. Gene Ontology annotation, cellular component: membrane; neuron projection. The transcript has 2 exons. Gene Ontology annotation, biological process: neuropeptide signaling pathway. The record is from RefSeq and is a predicted model, not a curated record. NCBI's taxonomy places the organism in Eukaryota, Metazoa, Chordata, Actinopteri, Cypriniformes, Catostomidae.
CACAGAGGGGUCUAGCUCCUGCUUUUGUGCACUUCUAUGUGUAAAAACAGCAUCUCAAGAGACUGAUGCAUCAAACAAUGUCAUUAAAAGCAUAGCAGAUGACAACGAGACGGCAAAGGGGAACCGAAGAAGAACUUUUAUAACUUUUGCCGGUUUGGAGAUGAAGCGCUGGAGCUGCGCGUAAAAGCUUGCGUGUGAAAGUCCACAGACUUUGGCGAUUUCUUUCCAUAGUUGUAUGUUUACUUUUCUCCUGCCAAAGGUUUUGAUUGAAAAUUCACGAUGAAUACCUCGGACAUAUUUUGCGAUUCCGAACAUGCAAACUCGUCAAACUUGUCGUGUGUGAACCGAACCGUCCCGUCUUACAGCGUCAUCGACAUCGCGUCCUUCAUGCACGUCUUCCCCACUGUCUACGGCAUCCUGUGUUCAGUUGGAGUUCUGGCCAACAGUUUGGUUAUCUAUGCUGUGGCAUCAUGCAAGAAAAAGAUGGUCUCCGACAUUUACGUGCUGAACUUGGCCAUCGCAGACCUGCUCUUUCUGUUGGUGAUGCCCUUUAACAUCCAUCAGCUGGUGAGGGACAGGCAAUGGAUCUUUGGGCACUUCAUGUGUAAGGCUGUGGUGGUGGUGGAUGUGAGUAAUCAGUUUACCACAGUGGGGAUAGUGACUGUGCUCUGCAUUGAUAGGUACAUUGCCAUCGUACAUCCGACAUCAGAAAAGAGGACCAUUCAAUGGACCAUCAUCAUCAACAUUAUGGUGUGGAUGGGCAGCUUCCUUCUGAGUAUCCCUGUCAUGAUAUAUGCUAAAGUGGUUUCUAAAAAACACCUGGACAUGUGUAUGAUAUACCUAGAUGGGCCAAAGGAUAUGUACUGGUAUACGCUUUACCAGUCCACAUUGGGUUUCAUUGUCCCCUUGAUUAUUAUCAGCACAUUUUACACUCUCACAUUGUACCACGUGUUCCGCUCCAUUCGAAGGGUCAAGCGCAAGCAGUCCGUGUGGGCCAAACGGGCCACUAAGACAGUGCUGAUGGUGAUCGCCCUGUUCAUGGUCUGCUGGUCCCCCUACCACGUCAUCCAGGUCAUCAACCUCAGCAUAAAACAGCCCACCAGCGCAUUUGUUUACGCAUACAACAUCAGCAUCUGCUUAAGCUAUUCCCACAGCUGCAUCAACCCUCUCAUGCUGCUCGUCUUCGCCCAGAACUACCGCGAUCGCAUCUGCCGCCGCAAGGAACUGCGCUCCCAGACCAGCAUGUCCAAGACCACCGUUAAAACCGACGGAAGCUCAAGCGUCAGCCCAAACACCAGUCAUCGAUGCACUGUUAUCUAAUGGCCACCAAGCCCCACUUGACGUGCUAACUGAGAAAAACAAGAGAAAAGUGGAGGCCUGCAUUUCAACACUAGAUCCUAGACUCUGGACUGUUUUUCAAAGGGGAAAUCUGUGAAUGCCACAGUGAACAGAACUUUCAGGAGGGAUGUUGAAGUGAAUCAGCGGAGUGACUGAAGAGCCAAUGAGCUGACAAUUGAAUCGACUGUAUUUGUGGUAUGUGGCACUCUGGAAAACUGACUGUAUUGUCCUGGUACUGUAGUACUGUUCAUUGAUCUGUUGUUUAAAACCUGCCUGAUGUCAUGAAUUUUAUUUGACUGUUGCAGUACAUUAUAUUACAUGGUUCAAUACAUUUAUCGCAGCAGUUUUUAAGGUUAUUGUUCGAGUUUUCAAUUGAUCAAUUUUUAAAUAAAAAAACCUAACCACCUUCAUACUCCAAACCUUAACCGAUAGUGUCAUAAAAGCAAAUGUUAGAUGAAAAACACAAUUUCUGAAGCAACCAUGUCAUUUUGUGGCGCUUCUAUGGUGCUUUAGGCUCGCGCGUCAACUCGUAUGCUCCUCUGAACUAAUUUUUCGUUUGAGCUGCUACAAUUAGCUUGUGCAUGUAGUUGGUUAUGUAAUGCAAACGUUAAAAUGCAUCGAAUGUGCGAUAGUAAAAGAGUUUAGAUGUCAAAAUAUAGCAUUGUGUGAGGAACAGGUUGAAAAGUAAGUGUUUCUGAACUGAUAAUCUGAUAUUUCACUCAUGAUUUGUGUGAAAAUGAAUAAAAGUCAUUGUUGUUGUAGUGCCUCUAGUGUUCAUUACACCUGCCGUUGUAAUGAAAGGCUACGAUCAAAGGCCAUGUAAAAAAUAUUUAUCAAAAAUAUACAUUGUAUACUGUAUACAGAAUUAUACAAAUUGUGUUUUCUUAAAGAUCAAAUGAGUAAACCAUCUGACAUGUUGCAUCCUGCAGUAAAUUUAUAUAAAUAUCCUUGAUAAAUGUACUUAAGAGGCAAAAUUUUGUAAGCUAAUAAGUCUUGUUGUCAGAGAAUAUAUCCUAUGUUAUUGACUUUAUUUUUCUUUCACCAUUGGCAAACAGUUUUCAGUAUAAACCUCACUAAAUUUCGUUACAUUUAUGCUUAAAAGAAAAAGAAGGAAAAAUGUGCCUUUAAUUUCAAUUUGCCAAUGGGAUAGGUCAAAUAUGUAGAAUUAAAAGGAAUAUUUUCCAAAAAUAAGUCUUAAAACUUUAUGCAAUCUUGCAUCUAAAGUCAAUAAUAUUUUAAGUAUGUUUAAAUUUUUUUACUGGAAAACAAGGCAAAAAUACUAAUUACGAUUGUUAUGUCACAAUAUGUAGCUUUCAAAAAUAAACUGUCAUUGUAAUAAUACAUAAUAUCAGUGUUUUUAUGGAUAUGUCUGGUGUUGAAAAAGUUCAUUUGUGUCAGAGAAGAAUAAACAAAUAUGCUGAUUGCCCUAACUGUGCAUUUAAUCAUUAAAGGGUAAUGGUAAAUGAUUUCCAUUCUGAUAUUAUCCUGCACUCAAGUUCAUUUGUGGAUUUGUGAAAACUCCCAUCUGUCUCUUUUGGCAUGAUCAUGAAUAUGGCAUUCCACUUUAUAUUUGUGCAAAAAGAACACAUUUCUUGUGACUUAUCUUUAAAGCAUUUUACAGCAUAUAUUACGCCUUUAGAUGUCUACAUUUGAAAUGUUUCCAGAUGUUAUUGGAAAGCAUCCAUUGUGACCUCACAUGAAGUCUUGGUGUCAUACGCAUAGAACUGUCUCUAUAAUCUUCGCUUGGAAAUUUUUAAAAGAUAAAAUAUCCUUGAGUGUAGAGCUCUCAGUGUUUUAUUAUGUGUAUUCACAAAGAUGUCCAGUGUGAAAUGCCCCAUGUUGCUCUGUUUUCCCCCUCAUUCAGAGAAGCCCCUGCGGUCCCUUAAGAGAACAGAUACAGUAUGUUCACUGUUAAUGUGUGACAUUUCAACUAUGUGUGACUGGUCACAUUUCAGUCUUGCCACCCUCAAUCAAUACAUCAGAAUGAUUGGCAAACAAACAAAGAACUGGGUAUAAAUGUUUACAUCUUUCCUUUUACUGCCCUCAUGAAUUAUAGGAAGGAAUGAUUUGGACUGACAAAUGCUUCUCUUGGGGAACGCUGAGGGAAAGAUAAGACUGAGCUGCUGUUUUCUGUGAUAUUCUGUUUGAAAAUGGAUCUCACUCAAAUGAGGUACAAAUGACUCCAAGAUCAGUCGCUUUUCAGGGAAAACUCUGUAUGCUUUAUAAUCUCCGAUUGAACAUUUACCUCCUGUUUUGAAACCUGUCAUUGAGUACUGUUCUGUAUGCUUUUGUCACUUCUGUGCUAUGAAUGUACAAAAUAAAUGCUAAAAAAGCAACACACCUUUUGUUUUACUAUUUUAAUGUAAAAUCAUGUAGUUCUUGUAUCGUGUUCAUAUACACUCAUUAAUAAA